Pogoniulus pusillus (Red-fronted tinkerbird) is the source of this 2527-nucleotide messenger RNA. RefSeq names its product N-alpha-acetyltransferase 30, NatC catalytic subunit (gene NAA30). NCBI's taxonomy places the organism in Eukaryota, Metazoa, Chordata, Aves, Piciformes, Lybiidae. The coding region runs from base 249 to 1475 and encodes 408 amino acids. The record is from RefSeq and is a predicted model, not a curated record. Gene Ontology annotation, molecular function: protein-N-terminal amino-acid acetyltransferase activity. The transcript has 5 exons. Gene Ontology annotation, biological process: N-terminal peptidyl-methionine acetylation. Gene Ontology annotation, cellular component: NatC complex.
UCUGCACGCCCCACAGCAGCAGGGCUGUGCGGGGCCAGGCCGAGGCGCCCUUACAGCCGCCCGGCAGCCAGCGGCCGAACGCAGCCUGCCCGCCCCGCCCCGCCGUCGCUAGGCCCCGCCGCCAAGGGAGGAAGUGUCGUAAGGGCUGACAGGAAACUUGGCCGCGGGUUACGGCAGCGGCGGCCGCGCUUUGCGGCCGCUGGCUGAGCGGAGAGUGGGAGCCGCGGCGCUGAGGAGACGCGGGGGAUAUGGCCGAGGUACCGCCGGGGCCUAGCAGCGUCCUCUCCCCGCAGGGGGACACGCUUUCCCCCUUUCCCGGAGGAGGAGGAGGGGGAGCUGCUUCUUCCUCCUCCACCUUCUCUGCUGCCGCUGCCGCCAGCACCGGGGCCCAGGACGAGGAGGCCGAAGAGGAGGAGGAAGAGGAGGGACCCACGGGAGGACGGGAGCAGCAGCGAGGAGGAGGCAGCAGCGACGGCGGCAAGGGGGGGCAGCAGCAGCACCGCCUCCACCACCACCACCACCAUUCCCCGCACCACAACCACCAGCUCAACGGCCUCAUCAGCCCCGAGCUGCGGCACCUGCGGGCCUCCCUCAAGAGCAAGAUCCUCAGCUCGGAGGCAGGGGCAACCCCCGAGGGGCUGGAGAACAAGCGAGCCAGCAAAACAAUGGGCUCCGGACAGCAGCAGCAGUCAUCGUCCCCGACCACAACACCGUGCUCAUCCCCUCUUAACAACCACCUCCCUCCCCAGGGAAGGACUGCACCCUCUCCUCCCCCUUCUCCCCCAGCAGCAGAGGCAGCGAAAGGGGACAGGAGCCAACCUGCUGCCACAACUACAACUGCUGCUAAGACUGCAGCCCGCAAUGGACUGGCAGGAGGGACUGGCUUGGAGGAGGAAGAGCAGGAGGAGGGGGAUGAAGGAGGGGAGGAGAAGGAGUCGCUGCUGCUACUCUCCAGGUCCUUAGAAGCAGCUUGCAGUUUGAAAGGCUCGGGAACGGACUCUCAGCCCGAGGAGGACCUAACGAUACGAUACGUCCGAUAUGAGUCAGAGCUGCAGAUGCCCGAUAUCAUGAGACUGAUCACCAAAGAUCUGUCUGAACCCUACUCCAUUUACACAUAUAGGUAUUUUAUCCACAACUGGCCACAACUUUGCUUUUUGGCCAUGGUAGGUGAGGAGUGUGUAGGUGCCAUCGUCUGCAAGCUGGAUAUGCACAAAAAGAUGUUCCGCAGAGGUUAUAUAGCCAUGUUAGCAGUGGAUUCCAAAUACAGAAGAAAAGGAAUUGGUACAAACUUGGUUAAGAAAGCUAUUUAUGCUAUGGUGGAAGGAGAUUGUGAUGAGGUCGUGUUGGAAACAGAAAUCACAAAUAAGUCUGCUUUGAAACUUUACGAAAACCUCGGGUUUGUGCGAGACAAGAGGCUGUUCAGAUACUAUUUAAAUGGAGUUGAUGCACUGCGUCUUAAACUGUGGCUGCGUUAAAAAGAAACCAUCCCGUCAAGCAACUGACGUCCCAACAGCGCAGAGUCGUCCUUUGCAUGCAAUGCAAUUUGUACAAAAUUGCUUUGCAGGUGGACUUUAGUAAUUAUUAUUUUUCUUUUCCCCCAUGCAGCUCUUUCUGUCAGUGUCUCAUCUGAGUGUCGCCCACAUUUGUUGCACUUUGGCAUGGCGCAUUUGUUUCUGAGAAUUAAAUCCCGAGCGUUUCGACCUUCUCUUUCGGUACCGGUGAGAUGUGCCAGUUGAUAGCCAAGAGGCGUUCGUUCCGUUUGCAAGUCCUCCUUGACUGUUAUCACCUACUACAGUGAACGUUUUGAGCAGAGAAACCUGUCUGCAGAACGUUACUUUCGGUUCCAGGUUACAAAAAACAAAGGAGAAGAAACCAAUGUAGAUUGUAUAAUUCCCUUCGAGUAUUACUAACAUUUCAUACAAAAAACCACCAGAGUUUUUUGGGGAAGAAGGAAAAAAAAAUCAAACAAAAAGCUUCAAUUUUAGGUUAUUAUUUUUCAAUAUUGACUCUUUUUUUUUUUCCCCAUUCUUUUAAUAUUGGUACCUCAGUGAUUAGUGAAUGAAAACAAAUGUAUCGUAUAGGGUGGGGUGUGUGUUACAUCGAGUCACAGUAACAAUGACAUUGCGUCUGCCAGUGCCUGUAUAGAUAAGUAUCUUUGUCUUCACCUCUAAGUUUUGGGAGUGCAUGCUUUUCUUCUUUUCCUUUUUUCCUUCAGUUGUCUUUGCAAGGAAAAAAAAACACAAACAAACAAAACAACUUUCAGCUUUUUAUUUAAAUUUCUGGAUUUGAUAAUAAAUUAUUUCAGAUUUUUUUUUUUUCCUUAUUUGGAUAUUUUUUUUUCCCCCCAAGUGAGGGGUUUGGAAGGCUCCUUCCUUUCUUACAGCAACAAAGCGUAAGCUAGCUUGAAAUCGUUUUGAGUAGCUGCUAAAAGAGAACCUGAUAUGCACCAAUAAAUCUCUGCUGGGUUUUAUUUUGGAUGCACUUUUUUUUUUGGUCAUUAAAAGGGUGAGGGACACUUAAAAAAAAA